Molecule: messenger RNA, 4345 nt
Organism: Mugil cephalus (flathead mullet)
Lineage: Eukaryota; Metazoa; Chordata; Actinopteri; Mugiliformes; Mugilidae
Gene: sec16b
Product: SEC16 homolog B, endoplasmic reticulum export factor
Exons: 25
Coding region: 555-3341 (928 amino acids)
Biological process (GO): Golgi organization; COPII vesicle coat assembly; autophagy
Cellular component (GO): endoplasmic reticulum exit site; ER to Golgi transport vesicle membrane
Source: RefSeq, a predicted model, not a curated record
UCUACACCCGACCGGAGACCAGCUGAUUCCCAACAAGACCGUCAUCUGCAUCUGGACUGCCGGCAGGCAACGUGGCAAGACUCACAGCUUCAACAUUACUAAUUCCCUGAAAUUAAUCUGCAGUCUGAAAACGCGGUUAGUCAUUUCGCAGUGACAAAUGUUUUUUUUUUGUGUGUGUGUCAUCUUUAGCCUGAGGAUGGACGUGGUUUCCUGUUUUUUUGACUUGUGGGACUUCAGCUGUCAAACUCUUUAGGGCGUGCUCCCCAUGUUUACUCUCAACGGAGAUGAGGGAAUAUACGUCAACAUACACUGAAAAAUUAAACUUUUUUUUCUUUUUUCUCUCGUUCCCCCAUGUAUUUGGACCAUGUACAGAGUUUGAUACCUGUGACUCCAGAGACACAGCACAUUUUAAAAUGGGUUGCAGCAUUGUGUGAACUUUAUCCUCUUGUUAUCAUGUUGACUGGUUAUCAGCUGGUGUGAAAUGAUGUGGCAGUAGGAGACGUACUUUGACUGCAUCUGGUAUGUCUGAGCGGUUCUGGUGUUAAGAGGGCGUCAUGGAUCACAGAGGUCAACAGUGGGCCAACUCUGGACCUCACUCUCACAGGGCAAAAGACAGAGAGGGCUAUUCUAGGCAUUCUCAGCACGAAAGGGAGCAGAGCUACCCAGCACCGGACCCCAGAGAGAGGGACAGGCGCUGGGGUCAUCCUGAUCCCCGCUACAGAGCUCAUUUCACCAGCCCUCCCGAGCAGUUUCCUUACAACGCUCAGCAAUACCCCUAUGGCUACAGGCGACCAGAAUACCAAAGACCCCAGUCAAGGCUGGGAUAUGACUACCCACCCCACAGCCAGUGGGAAUACAGAGACAGCUACGGCUAUUAUGACUACUACAGAGGACAGCAUGGACGCCAACAAGAUGCUGCUCAGUGGGGUCACCAAGACUCCUGGAGAGCAGAUCAGUACCAGGAGAGAAAUCCGACGCAGGAACAUCCAGCAGGCGGCGGCUACACAGAAGAGUACAGGUACGACAAAGGGAGAGACACCUCCCAGCAUCACUUCAAUGACUACGAGGACAUUCCCUCCAGAGACAAUGAAGAGAUUUCCUCUUAUUACCUUGGGACGUUAGAAAGUUCCAAAAACUCAGGGCUAUCCUCCAGCAGCUAUGAGCUGAGUCAGUACAUGAAUGGAGCCGAACACACAGACUCUGUCCCUCAAUUUGUUAACGCCACUGAUGGAGAUUGUGAACCUCUGCCUCAGGUGUCGGCUCCUCUGAAGUAUUCGAUCCCUCAUGCGGUCGUCAGCUUCGGGCCUGCGGGCCAGCUGAUACGGGUCACUCCAGGCUUGUCGGCGCAGGAGAACGUCAGCCAGCUGGAAAUACACAGUCUGGAGGUCAUUUUAAGUGAGACACAGGAACAGCAGGAGAUGAGAACCUUCCCAGGGCCUUUAACCAGGGAAGAUUUGCACAAAGUGGAUGCGAUGGAGUUUGCCCACCAGAGGGCAGGCGUUUGCAUGAGAGAUGGAAAACUGCACGACAAGACCUCUGCUGCCCUCUUGUGGAACCUACUGAUACUUGUCUGCAGACAGAAUGGACAAAUAGUUGGAUCAGAUAUCGCAGAGCUGUUGAUGCAGGGCUCACAUUCCGACGGAAGCUGGGACUCAGGCGCUCCUACGCUCAUCGACUUCAAUGACGACACGAAUGCUGAAGCACCACCAUGUAGAGGAGACGACCUGCUCACGGGAAACUGGAGCAGCUUCGGCCGCGAGUCUUCUGAAAAGGCCCUGCAGAGCUACACUCAGCUGCUGCUGGCUGGAAGGAAGAAGGAGGCCUUGGAGUCGGCUAUGACUAGCGGGCUGUGGGGCCACGCUCUUUUUCUGGCCAGCAAAAUGGACAACAGGUCAUACACCACUGUUCUUAACAGGUUUACAGGCCAACUGACCGCCAGUGAUCCCCUCCAGACUCUCUUCCAGCUGCUCUCUGGGAGAAUCCCUACUGUAGCGACGUGCUGCGGAAAUGAAAAAUGGGGAGACUGGAGGCCCCAUCUGGCUGUUAUGAUCUCCAAUGAGACGGGAGAUCCAGCCGUCCAACAGAAGGCCAUUGUCACCAUGGGAGACACACUCGCCUCCAGAGGCCUCGUACACGCCGCCCAUGUGUGCUACUUGACAGCCAGCGUUCCCUUUGGGGUGUUCACGCAGAAGGCAGAGAGACUGGUGCUUCUAGGCAGCAGCCAAAGGCAACCUUUUAAACACUUUGCCACAAACUCUGCCAUCCAGUGCACCGAGUUAUAUGAGUACAGCCAGAUGCUCCAGGGCAAAUGCUUUUCAAUACCAUCCUUUCAGGUGUAUAAGUUCCUGUAUGCCAGUCGGCUGUUGGACUGUGGCCUUUCAUCACAGGCUUUCCAUUACUGUGAGGUGAUAGGAAAGGCCGUCCUCCGGCAGAGGGAGCCAUUCUUUGUGCUGACCGACGAGAUUAUUAAGUUGUCAGACAGACUGAAACACACAGAGGGUCAGUUCAGUGAACCAGGACUAAGCGGAAACGUGUUGGAACCCGACUGGCUAAAACACCUGCGAGCGAGGCUCCACAGUUUACAGACGGGGAGUUAUGACUGUACUGAAACACACCAUGAGGAUAGUUUUUUAGCACACGAAGACAGCAAAGUGUGCUCAGAAUCUGAUUUGGAUGAUCUACGCCAUGGCAUCCGGAGUCCAGAGCCUGAACUCCUUUACUACAGGCGCCCUGAGGACCAAGAAAUCCUGAUGCACCAAACUGAAGGCAAAACAGAGGAAGUGACAGCAAUGACGUGGGGAGGAGUCGGAGGAGCUCAGGACUGGCAACAGGCCAGUUCUCUCCCAAUGCCAGUAACGGUGGUCUAUCCUGCUCCAGUGGUAGAGAGCCAAACGUUCAGUUAUCAUAACACAGAUAGUGCUGAGGUUAGGAGUGCCUCACUACAUUGUCCUCCGAGUUAUUUGCCAUCAACAGCUGAGGAGUCUGGGUUAUCCCCUGAAGCAGAGGCGAUGGAUAAUAGGAUGCUGGGGGUGGACAUCAGCGAAAACGGACAAAGCCAGCAGAUAAUCCCUCGAGGUUUAGAGGCCCCAGAGCAGACCAAUGAGGCCCCUGUACAGAAUGCCAAGAAAGGAUGGUUCAGUGGCUGGUUCAAAUCAAAACCCAAAGACGUCCAAAAGGAGAAUUCAGAGAAUCGGGGCCCACCUCAGACGGAGCUAUCGCACACUACUAGCUUCUGUCCUCCUCCCCCACCUGCUGUUAUUCCUCCGUCCACGCUUCCAAGCCAGCCUUCCUCUGCAGGGAUAAAUCCCUUUUCAAGGAAAGCAGGCCAACAGCUGGGGUAAAUCGAGGUCAUUCACCUGUAACACAGGAUCUCUGGUGCCACUAAAGCACAGCUGUAGCUGUGAGUGGAUGCCCACCACUGAUAGUGUUUGGUUGUCUAAUGAUUACAUCCCAUUGCUUGGAGGGACACGAUGUGCCCAAAUGGCAUUUUUAGAGAUGCCAUUUCUACAGUUUGCCUACCACCAUCUUGCAUAUUACAUACAAAAAUACUCCGUAUGGACAGCAAUAACAACUCAUAUUGCAGCAACUAACAGCUGAGGUAUGCUUCCACGAAAGUGUGCAAGGUAUAUCUGGAAAUAGCAUUUUUGACCCCAGUCAGCCUUUAUAUAUGAAGGAUCUGAGACUUGGGACUAAAUGUGCCAGUAACACUGUGGCAAGUUCUAGUGUGGCAAUCUCAUUGUGUUAUCUUUUAAGAUGCAAUGUAUUAGCACUAAACAUUGGAUACAGUUCAUUGCUGUUGUAAUUUAUCAAACCUCAGAAGAGUUGCCUUUAAUCUUCCAGGCUGAAUAAGCAGAAUUUGUUGCCUUGCAAGGCUAGCAAAUUAUUAUAUAGUAAUAUUAGUUUUAAUUAUACAUGGCACAUGUGCUGAAAAGUUAUCUGAAAUAGUGUGUUGUCAGUUGUCGUGCUGCCCAGAUAGCCACAUGAUGGGAAAGACCUCUGCCAGGCAAACAGCCAACACUUCAACUCUUCAACCUUGCCCCAGUCAGCAGACAGGAAAAGGACUUAACUGUUUCUGAUUUUUGCAAUGCCUUCAUAUGAGAAGUAAUACAGCUAGCAAAUGAACUAUUGCCAGCCCACUGGGCUACUUAAAAUGUAUAUAAGACACGCAUUGAAAUUCUCUUGGAAUUAAUUUUAGAACCACUUUUUUUUAUUACUGUCACCUUGUAAAGAAGUUCAGAUGUAAGCCUGACACCUUUCCUUAAGCCAUAUGGCCUUGUCCUAGUAAGUAUUAAUUUCAGUAUGUUUUUGUAUAUCUGUAUCAGCACAAUAAAUGUAUUAAUUGCCA